Messenger RNA from Trichechus manatus latirostris (Florida manatee), 1419 nucleotides. RefSeq names its product coronin 6 (gene CORO6). Gene Ontology annotation, biological process: cell migration; actin filament organization. The coding region runs from base 1 to 1419 and encodes 472 amino acids. NCBI's taxonomy places the organism in Eukaryota, Metazoa, Chordata, Mammalia, Sirenia, Trichechidae. The transcript is spliced from 10 exons. Gene Ontology annotation, molecular function: actin filament binding. The record is from RefSeq and is a predicted model, not a curated record.
AUGAGCAGGCGCGUGGUUCGGCAGAGCAAGUUCCGCCAUGUGUUUGGGCAGGCGGCAAAGGCCGACCAGACCUACGAGGACAUCCGUGUGUCCAAGGUCACAUGGGACAGCUCCUUCUGUGCCGUCAACCCCAAAUUCCUGGCCAUUAUCGUGGAGGCUGGAGGUGGGGGUGCCUUCAUGGUCCUGGCUCUGGCCAAGACAGGGCGAGUGGAUAAGAAUUACCCAUUGGUCACUGGGCACACUGCUCCUGUGCUGGACAUCGACUGGUGCCCACACAAUGACAACGUCAUCGCCAGUGCCUCAGAUGACACCACCAUCAUGGUGUGGCAGAUUCCAGACUAUACCCCUGUGCGAAACAUUACAGAGCCCAUCAUCACACUUGAGGGCCACUCCAAGCGCGUGGGCAUCAUCACCUGGCACCCCACUGCCCGGAAUGUCCUGCUCAGUGCAGGCAGUGACAACAUGAUCAUCAUCUGGAAUGUGGGCACUGGGGAGGUGCUGCUGAGCCUGGACGACAUGCACCCCGACGUCAUCCACAGCGUGUGCUGGAACAGCAACGGUAGCCUGCUUGCCACCACCUGCAAGGACAAGACCCUGCGCAUUAUUGACCCCCGCAAGGGCCAGGUGGUGGCGGAGCGAGCCCGGCCUCACGAGGGCGCCCGCCCGCUGCGGGCCGUCUUCACGGCAGAUGGGAAGCUGCUCAGCACCGGCUUCAGCAGGAUGAGUGAGCGGCAACUCGCGCUCUGGGACCCGAACAACUUUGAAGAGCCAGUGGCACUGCAAGAGAUGGACACAAGCAACGGGGUCCUACUGCCCUUCUACGAUCCCGACUCCAGCAUCGUCUACCUGUGUGGCAAGGGCGACAGCAGCAUUCGGUACUUUGAGAUUACCGACGAGCCGCCUUUCGUGCACUACCUGAACACGUUCAGCAGCAAGGAGCCGCAGCGAGGCAUGGGUUUCAUGCCCAAGCGGGGUCUGGACGUCAGCAAGUGCGAGAUCGCCCGGUUCUACAAGCUGCACGAAAGAAAGUGUGAACCCAUCAUUAUGACUGUGCCCCGCAAGUCAGAUCUGUUCCAGGACGACCUAUAUCCAGAUACGCCAGGCCCUGUGCCAUCCCUAGAAGCGGACGAGUGGAUCUCGGGCCAGGACGCCGAGCCAGUGCUUAUCUCGCUGAGGGACGGCUACGUACCCGCUAAGCACCGCGAGCUACGGGUCACCAAGCGCAACGUCCUGGACGUCCGCCCACCCUCCGACCCCCGCCGCAGCCAGUCAGCCAGCGAUGCCCAGCUGUCGCAGCAGCACACUCUGGAGACGCUGCUGGAGCAGAUCAAGGCCCUUCGCGAGCAGGUGCAGGCCCAGGAGCAGCGCAUCACGGCUUUGGAAAACAUGCUGUGCGAGCUGGUGGACGGCACGGACUAG